AUGGCAUCUUGGAAUGUAGUCUUGUCUAACACGCGAAUAAUCGAAAAUCGCCUUCAAUCAAAACUCCAGCUCUAUAGUUCUGCUAUUCGGAACUUUGAUAUUUCCUGCCCAAAUAUUGAGAAGCAGUCAGAAGAUAUUGAGAAUAUGUGUGAAAGCAUACAGACAAUGAUUCGGAAUUAUGUGACGAGUCUGGACGAACUAGUGAAGAUAGCAGACUAUCAAGCCGAUCCCAAAUAUAACUCUAUCAUUGAACGGCAAAAAGCGGUUCUCGUCGACUUUCGUAAAGACUUCAAUCGUAUUAAUGAUAUUUUAUCGCUGAAACGAGAACGGCAGCAACUACUUCACCCUCAACAUGUUCAUUCGUUUUCCAUCGAUUGUUUUUUAUUCCUAAUUUCUAGCAUGUCUUCAGAGGACUCCGAUGUAAAAGCUCUUUUGAAGGAGCGAGGCGCUGUUCACGCAUCGCUCCAAAUGGCAGAUUCGUAUCUGGAUCGCGCUGCCGAAUCGCACAGUCUUUUAGUGAAUCAGAGAAAGCGUUUGGAGUCCAGCCGUUCCAAAGUUCUCUCUGUCUUUACGCGACUUCCCAUGGUGAAUGAGCUGAUGCGGAAGAUCGGCGAUAAGAAAACGCGCGAUAACUUGAUUGUGGCUGUUGUGAUGGCUUGCUGUAUCUUUUUCUGUAUUUGGUAUAUCUUGCAUUCGCUUCUUUUUUACACAAACAUGAGGCAAAUAGCGUAUUACACAUCACAAGAACAGAUAAACGACGUAGCCUUCCACAGGCUGGACCAGCUUCCCGAUUCCCUCCGCAAUCACUUCGUACGGUUGGUCCACUUCGGACCGAUCGUAGAUCAAACAGGGCAAAUGGAUCUCCACUCCCCUCAAUCGCUGAAGGUCCUCUCCUCUCACCGAGACCAGAGGGGAAAUCUCCACAACUCGCGACUCGCCCUCGAUCAGAGCUUGGUUGUGUUGGAGAUAUGUCAGAUGAGUCGCUUCCAUGCUUCGCACCGCUGUCUCGGGACACGCAACAUGGCUUCCUAG
Messenger RNA from Blastocystis hominis, 1032 nucleotides. RefSeq lists its product as hypothetical. Bases 1 to 1032 code for a protein of 343 amino acids. The record is from RefSeq and is a predicted model, not a curated record. NCBI's taxonomy places the organism in Eukaryota, Bigyra, Opalinata, Blastocystidae. The transcript has 8 exons. Gene Ontology annotation, molecular function: SNAP receptor activity. Gene Ontology annotation, cellular component: Golgi medial cisterna; SNARE complex; Golgi membrane. Gene Ontology annotation, biological process: endoplasmic reticulum to Golgi vesicle-mediated transport; vesicle fusion.